Salvia splendens (bonfire salvia) is the source of this 861-nucleotide messenger RNA. RefSeq lists its product as uncharacterized. Bases 1 to 861 code for a protein of 286 amino acids. The record is from RefSeq and is a predicted model, not a curated record. NCBI's taxonomy places the organism in Eukaryota, Viridiplantae, Streptophyta, Magnoliopsida, Lamiales, Lamiaceae. The transcript is spliced from 3 exons.
AUGGUCGACUUUGCGGAGGCAAUUGAGGACUGCCGGCUUAUGGACCCAGGGUUCGAUGGGGCGGAUUUUACUUGGGCCAAAAACGGACUAUUUGAACAGUUGGAUAGAGUGCUUGUUAAUGAGGCUUGGACUAGGGUCUUUGAGGCUACCUGGGUAACGAACCUCCCACGGAUCGCCUCGGAUCAUGGACUAGUUCUAGCACGAUGCAAAAUGCCGAACAUCGCCAUCGGGGGCAAGGCAUUCAGGUUCCAGAACAUGUGGAUCCGGUAUGAAGGCUUUUUGGCUAUUGUGCAGAAUGCUUGGGAGGAGCCCAUGGGGGCGACCAGUAUUCUAAACAUCCAAAUUAAACAUGCCAGAGUUAAAAAAGCUUUAAAGAAGUGGAACAAAGAGGUUUUUGCGAACAUCCACGCCAAUGUCGCGAACAAGGAGGAAGCUAUUGUCGUGGCCCAAUCCAACUUCGAGGUUUUGCCUACGCCAGUGAAUAGGACGGUGAUCAACAAGCACAUUGUCGAGUACAUCCUCCUGCUGAGAAUGGAAGAGGAUUUUUGGAGGCAAAAGGCAGCCUUGAGAUGGCUAGCCGAGGGGGACAAGAACACCCGAAAAGCUGUUAUUGUGAAGACACCAGGUGAGCCUAUGAAUCAUGACUACUUUGCAACUUGUAAUCAGGCAACAUUAGGGCAGAAAGUGCUCCAGGGCAAGUCCCAAGUAGUGCAGGAUGAACUUUCUAGGCUUGGUGAAAAGUUUAUUCAUAGUUCUGAGGGUACAAGAGCUUUAGCUCGGAAACUUUACCGUGAACUUGACGAUAAAUUCCUCCAGCAUGGUCUGAACUCAGGGAAUGGCAGAAGAAGACAUGCGAUUUAA